This is a messenger RNA of Brassica napus (rape), 1539 nucleotides long. Its product is annotated as E3 ubiquitin-protein ligase SIRP1. NCBI's taxonomy places the organism in Eukaryota, Viridiplantae, Streptophyta, Magnoliopsida, Brassicales, Brassicaceae. The transcript has 2 exons. Gene Ontology annotation, cellular component: cytoplasm. Gene Ontology annotation, biological process: protein ubiquitination. The record is from RefSeq and is a predicted model, not a curated record. Gene Ontology annotation, molecular function: ubiquitin protein ligase activity. Bases 283 to 1314 code for a protein of 343 amino acids.
AAAAGUCCGGCUGAUUUAAAAAUGAUGUCGUAAUCAGCAGAAAAAGAGAGAAACCGAGAAGGAUCUGGAAUCAGCACUCCUCCACACAAAACUUAAACCCCUUUGUCUCUCGUUUUCUUGCUUCUAAUUUUCAAAAUAAUCAGAAAUUGCUCCUUAUAUAUUCUUUCGUCUCUGUGAGAUUCACCUGCUGUUCUGUUGAAGAAGACUCGGAGUUUAAGAAAAAGGGUUUGAUGUUCCUUGUCGCUCAUGGUAAUCUUGUGACUAUGAACAUGAAUAGAGGCCAUGGAAGAAGCUGCUAGUGCAACGAGUUAUUGGUGCCACAUGUGUUCCCAAACUGUGAAUGCGGUGAUGAUGGAAGACGAGAUCAAAUGCCCCUUUUGUCGAAGCGGCUUUGUUGAAGAGAUGGAUGAGGAUCACCACUCUUCAGAUCGGAGAGCAACAACAACCACUUCUUCUAUCUGGGCUCCCAUCUUGAUGGAAAUGAUGAACAACUCUGCCACAAGGAACCAGACUGCUGAGUCUGUUGAGAAUGAAAACGGAAACGGUAGGGACUUGGAUUCCCAGCUUCAAGAAAUUCUUAGGAGAAGGGGAAGACGUUCUUCUGUUUCCGUUGUGCAGUUGCUUCAUGGUGUUCGAGCACUCCAACCUGAGAGUAGUAACAGAGAUGCUGAUGAUGAUGAUAACAACCAUCCCUCAAAUGGAGAGAGAGGGCGCUUGAUCGUCAUCAGUCCGCAUCAUCAAAUUAUAGCCGUCCCACGCUCUCUUGUUACGGAUUCUAUGCCUGAUGGUUCUUCUCUAAGCGACUAUUUCAUCGGUCCUGGAUUCGAAGCGCUGCUCCAGCGUCUAGCAGAGAAUGAUCCCAACAGAUAUGGAACACCUCCAGCUCGUAAAGAAGAUGUCGAGUCUUUGGCUACUGUCAAAAUCCAAGAGCCUAGUCUGCAGUGUUCUGUGUGUUUGGAUGAUUUUGAGGUUGGGGCCGAAGCUAAACAGAUGCCCUGCAAGCACAACUUCCAUGCUGACUGCUUGCUCCCGUGGCUUGAGCUUCACAGUUCAUGCCCUGUUUGUCGGUAUCAGUUACCUACAGAUGAGACCAAGACUACUGAUUCAGCAACAUAUGACAACAAUGGAGUUAAUGAGUCUUCUUCUGCUACAAGCAGCAGCAGCCAGGGAACUGAGAACAGCGAUGCAAACCGUCACGAAGGAGAAGGAGAAGAAGAGAACGAUGAUGGUAAUAGGAACGCAUUCUCGAUCCCAUGGCCGUUUAGCAGCUUGUUCUCGUCGUCGUCGUCUCAAGGCAGAAAUUCAUCGGAUUGAAAAAGUGUUUCCUGUGGCAACAGAAGCUUUUGAUAUGAUCAUGGAUGGGUUCAACCUUUAGCUGUGUUUUCUCUUUGACUGUAAAUAAGCUUUCUCAGAUUUGGUUCGAGUGUUACAAUUUGAAAAACAAAAGUCUUACGAAUUUGUGUUUUAUGUUUUGUACCACCACACCACUGUAGUAGUCCAUAGACUUUAAGAAACAGUGCAGUACCUUUGUUUAGUCAA